AUGACCACCCUAACGGUGCUUCUUCUUGUUUUGGUUUGUACGUGGGAGGAGCAGCGAGGAUGUAGCUCACUAACUGUUAGUUCACCAAGUACAGCUCAGAACAGUCAGGAAGACCUAACAGAUCCGAGGGCUGCAGAAAACACUGUCUCGCUGGUGAAUCAUGGUCAGAAUGCUGAGGUUCUUAUGACAACGCACAUUCCACUGACUCCUGGAUUAACAGAAACAGGAAAGAAUGGCCUGGAUGAAAUAAUACAGAUCUCAACUCAAACUCCAGACUUUACCUUUCAAACCACUUUGACUCCUGGAAAGAUAUGGAAUGUCAUUACAUCCAAGAGUGAAGCUGUGUAUAAUGGGGAUAAUGUUCACACUCAGUCACUGGAGGCCCAGGAGUUCAUGGAGGCAGAGGCCAAUGGAGACCCCAGUCAUCAUGUGAAACUUCAGAGUGACUCCCAUCCAGAGUCCAGAGUUCUCCCAGAGAGCAUCUCUGGGUGGGGCUUGGUCUCUCAGGGGGAGGGGCUAACUAUAAUAGGGGUGGGGCCUCGCUCUCGUCAUAGGCGGAGCUGGCAGUGGAACCAGUUCUUUGUGAUUGAGGAGUACAGAGGACCAGAGCCAGUGCUCAUCGGACGGGUAAGACCUCAUCACAACCAAUGUCAUUAAAGUACAGUAUGAUUUCAGUGUUAUAAGAAAUGUCCAUAAAUGUAGCUUUGGUUAAUUCCUAGAACAACAGCCUGAGGAUACAGCUUUUUCACUCAAGCUCCCCUUCUAGCAUUCAUUGGGAACAUCCCGCGCCCCCCACGUCUAUUUCUAUGGGCACAAGCACUGUUUUAUUAUACACAAACUGUUCACACCCCUUUUGUUGGCUGAGAGACAAUUUUGCAGAUUUAAAGCUUAUUUCCUACAAUUCUACACAUUUUGCCAUGUCUUACUGUAUGUGUGUUCAUGUGAUAUUUGAUUGACUCAAACAUUACAACAAAAUCAAUGGGCUAAAAAACCUAGCUGAAAAGCGUUAGCUGACAUAGGCUCUGUUGAUCUGGAAAUUUCUGACAAGUCAUAAAUAGCUCUCUAAGGCCUGCAAUGACUGACAUGACGAGGAAAACUGCUGAUGCACUACCCAAUUUUGAAAUUGGCACCUUGUGCAUUCUACUAUUACAACUUCCAGGAGUAAGGGGGCGGGGGGGUCCCUCGCACGCCCCACAGUUUGGGAACCACUGCAGUACACUACUAGUCAGUUGGCAUACUUACAUCACUAAGGUUAGCCAAUAAGUACAGUUGGUCACACCGCACCAACAACACCAAAGAGCUGACAGGAAGUCCGUUUUCAGCCAGUAUGAUGAGAUGAUUGGAGAUGUUUUAAAUCAGAGCACACCUGAUCCAUCUAGAUCUGUGGAAGUUACUUGUAGCACUUCACAGGCAAAGCGUUGGGCUGCUAAUGCAGCUGCUGGCAGCUUUAGUGUGUGUGUGUGUGGAUUAUAUUAGCUGUGACGCUUACAGGGAACUCUGCCAACUCACAGUAGCAGGCAGCAUACUUUAUUAUGACCCCACAGUUUGGAGCCUCACCAACCAACAAUGUGUUUACCUCAUAAAUGUUUCAUCUUCCUCUCUGCCUGUUAUUGAUACAGUCAGGGAGGGAUGUUAGUGCGGUCGGUGGAGACAUGAUACUCUUUCUUGUUGUUGUAGUUAGUGCACAAGUCUGAUUCAGGGCUUGAGAUGGCUAGGAUGCCAUAAGGGAUCUCGCAUAGGAAGGGAGGAGUUGUUUGGCUGUUAUGCCAAACAUGUUCCAGCUUGUUAGGGCUAUGAGUUUGAUAGGAUCAUACAUACACCAAUGCCCAGACUCACAUACAUGUAUAGAGUGUAUGUUCUAUGCCAUUUGAAAGACAUUGCUAGAAACAUUGAGAGAGGGGUAAGAUACAGUAAAUCAUGGCAAUUAAUGAGAAUUUUACAGGAAAAGAAAAUCAACAAGGUGAAGAUAGACUGAAGAUCUCUGCCAUACCGUAAGAGCAAGGAGAAGAGAAAAUGUAGAUGAAAGAGAGCGGGGAGAGUGAUAACGGCAUGGGGAAAGUAGCCGUCUGGGAAUUCCAUAUGAGAUCACUGCAAAAAAAAUCCCUCUCCACUGUUUUGUUUUUAUGGAUUGGAUAAGUUUCAACCCCACUGAGAAAAUAUUUUGCCAUGGUGACUGAUACACAGCAGGACUGAGCUAGCAAUUACAUUGAGACUAGGAGGGUAGGGGUUGGUGAGAGAGAGGGUGGAGGCUAGGAGGGAGGGGUGUUAGGAGAGUGAGAUAGGGAAGGAGACUGACAAAGAUGUCUCUUGUGGUGUUGUGUGGGAUCCGAAUCAAAGCAGAUUUAAGGAGGAAGAAUAUAUAGCAUUUCUUACUGUCUGUUAUCAUGUGUUUCUUUAAUCCCUAACUGCACGCACAACUACACACAUACACACACACACACUCACACACACUCUCUCUCUUUCUCUUGCUCUCUCUCUAACACACAUAUCACACUCGCACACAGACAAACUUGGCUGUAUACACCCAGGGUUUAUGAAUUACAGUUGACAUGUAUACCAAUGUUUUUAUGCACCACUUUGGCAUUCUUGGGUAGAAGAAAUUCACAUCUAUGUGAUUAAAGGCCUGGGGCCAUAAUAAUUUCUCGCACUUGCUCUCUCCAGGCUUAUGUGACAUAAUAAUAUUAACAAUGUUCCUUGCCCAUGGCUUGGCUUGUACGGAAUUCUCAUAUGAAAAAUAUAAUAACCACAGAGACCACGAAGCUGUUUCCAUAUGAAAGAGACUACAGUAUAUGUACAGACCUCAAUUGAUGUGAAAACCUGCAGUAUAUUGCUCAGUAAAUAUCAAAGAAACCCAUGCUACUUACUAUAGUUAAAAUAAUGGGUUGUGGUUUACUAGACAGAGGUUAUGUUGGUCUAAGAUGGAGGGUCCGCAGCGGAGGGGAGGAAAGGAUGUGAUGAGAGUAAGCCUAGUGGAUUAUGAGCAUGUGCAGAUGUGCCUUAAGGGGUGCGAGAUGUGAAGGUUCCUGGUCAGAAAGCCUUCCUUGUGUGAUGAAGGCUGAGUAAUCUCUUUAGCUUUCUAUUUCUGUGUGUCUGGCCUUUUACCCACCAAGCUCCUUGUAAUAUCCCCCUACUGCCAUUAAAUACUGAACAAGCUAGCACUCUUCACUGCAAAGUAAAAUGGGCAGACACACAGAGAGAGAGAAAGAGAGAGAAACAGAUGGGCAGAUGGACUGUCAGAGGUACGUUCUCAGAGAGAGAAAGAGACUAUAAUUUGACCCCAAUAACUAGCGUUGGACAUGCGUCAACAGCAACCUUGGGGAAAUCCUCUGCAUUAUCAUUAACAGCAGACUAUACAUUUCCUCAGUGAAAACAAUGUACUGAGCAAAUGUCAAAUUGGCUUUUUACCAAAUUACAGUACGACAGACCACGUAUUCACCCUGCACACCCUAAUUGACAAACAAACAAACCAAAACAAAGGCAAAGUCUUCUCAUGCUUUGUUGAUUUCAAAAAAGCUUUUGACUCAAUUUGGCAUGAGGGUCUGCUAUACAAAUUUAUGGAAAGUGGUGUUGGGGGAAAAACUAUGAGAUCCAUGUACACAAACAAGAAGUGUGGGGUUAAAAUUGGCAAAAAACACAUACAUUUCUUUCCACAGGGCUGUGGGGUGAGACACUGAUGCAGCUUAAGCUCCACCUUCUUCAACAUAUACAGUGGGGGAAAAAAGUAUUUAGUCAGCCACCAAUUGUGCAAGUUCUCCCACUUAAAAAUAUGAGAGAGGCCUGUAAUUUUCAUCAUAGGUACACGUCAACUAUGACAGACAAAUUGAGAAUUUUUUUUCCAGAAAAUCACAUUGUAGGAUUUUUAAUGAAUUUAUUUGCAAAUUAUGGUGGAAAAUAAGUAUUUGGUCACCUACAAACAAGCAAGAUUUCUGGCUCUCACAGACCUGUAACUUCUUCUUUAAGAGGCUCCUCUGUCCUCCACUCGUUACCUGUAUUAAUGGCACCUGUUUGAACUUGUUAUCAGUAUAAAAGACACCUGUCCACAACCUCAAACAGUCACACUCCAAACUCCACUAUGGCCAAAAGCUGUCAAAGGACACCAGAAACAAAAGUGUAGACCUGCACCAGGCUGGGAAGACUGAAUCUGCAAUAGGUAAGCAGCUUGGUUUGAAGAAAUCAACUGUGGGAGCAAUUAUUAGGAAAUGGAAGACAUACAAGACCACUGAUAAUCUCCCUUGAUCUGGGGCUCCACGCAAGAUCUCACCCCGUGGGGUCAAAAUGAUCACAAGAGCGGUGAGCAAAAAUCCCAGAACCACACGGUUGGACCUAGUGAAUGACCUGCAGAGAGCUGGGACCAAAGUAACAAAGCCUACCAUCAGUAACACACUACGCCGCCAGGGACUCAAAUCCUGCAGUGCCAGACGUGUCCCCCUGCUUAAGCCAGUACAUGUCCAGGCCCGUCUGAAGUUUGCUAGAGUGCAUUUGGAUGAUCCAGAAGAGGAUUGGGAGAAUGUCAUAUGGUCAGAUGAAACCAAAAUAUAACUUUUUGGUAAGAACUCAACUCGUCAUGUUUGGAGGACAAAGAAUGCUGAGUUGCAUCCAAAGAACACCAUACCUACUGUGAAGCAUGGGGGUGGAAACAUCUUGCUUUGGGGCUGUUUUUCUGCAAAGGGACCAGGACGACUGAUCCGUGUAAAGGAAAGAAUGAAUGGGGCCAUGUAUCAUGAGAUUUUGAGUGAAAACCUCCUUCCAUCAGCAAGGGUAUUGAAGAUGAAACGUGGCUGGGUCUUUCAGCAUGACAAUGAUCCCAAACACACCGCCCGGGCAACGAAGGAGUGUUUCAAGGUCCUGGAGUGGCCUAGCCAGUCUCCAGAUCUCAACCCCAUAGAAAAUCUUUGGAGGGAGUUGAAAGUCCGUGUUGCCCAGCGACAAUCCCAAAACAUCACUGCUCUAGAGGAGAUCUGCAUGGAGGAAGAAAGACUUACAGAAAAUGUUUGACCUGUGUCAUUGCCAACAAAGGGUAUAUAACAAACUAUUGAGAAACUUUUGUUAUUGACCAAAUACUUAUUUUCCACCAUAAUUUGCAAAUAAAUUCAUAAAAAAUCCUACAAUGUGAUUUUCUGGAUUUUUUUUUCUAAUUUUGUCUGUCAUAGUUGACGUGUACCUAUGAUGAAAAUUACAGGCCUCUCUCAUCUUUUUAAGUGGGAGAACUUGCACAAUUGGUGGCUGACUAAAUUCUUUUUUCCCCCACUGUAUAUCAACAAAUUGUUGAGGGCACUAGAACAGUCUGCAGCACCCGGCCUCACCCUACAAGAAUCUGAAGUCAAAUGUCUACUGUUUGCUGAUGAUCUUGUGCUUCCGUCCCCAACCAAGGAGGGCCUACAGGAGCACCUUUUAUUUUAUUUUAUUUUACCUUUAUUUAACUAGGCAAGUCAGUUAAGAACAAAUUCUUAUUUACAAUGACGGCCUACAAUGACCUAGAUCUUCUGCCCAGAUUCUGUCAGACCUGGGCCCUGACAGUAAAUCUCAGUAAGAGAUUCAAAAAAAGGUCCUGUUGCCAGGACCACAAAUACAAAUUCCAUCUAGACACCAUUGCCCUAGAGCACACAAAAAACUAUACAUACCUCAGCCUAAACAUCAGUGCCACAGGUAACUUCCACAAAGCUGUGAAUGAUCUGAGAGACAAGGCAAGAAGGGCCUUCUAUGCCAUCAAAAGGUACAUACAAUUUAACAUACCAAUUAGGAUCUGGCUAAAAAUACUUGAAUCAGUUAUAGAACUCAUUGCCCUUUAUGGUUGUGAGGUCUGGGGUCCGCUCACCAACCAAGAAUUCACUAAAUGGGACAAACACCAAAUUGAGACUCUGCAUGCAUAAUUCUGCAAAAAUAUCCUGGGGCUCUGUUCACAAACACAAAUAGACCCCACCGAGCCCCAGGACAGCAACACAAUUAGACCCAACCAAAUCAUGAGAAAAUAAAAAGAUAAUUACUUGACACAUUAGAAAUAAUUAACAAAAAAACAGAGCAAACUAGAAUGCUAUUUGGCCCUAAAUAGAGAGUACACAGUGGCAGAAUAACUGACCACUGUUACUGACCCAAAAUUAAAUUAAAAAGCUUUGACUAUGUACAGACUCAUUGAGCAUAGCCUUGCUAUUGAGAAAGAUUGCCAUAGGCAGACCUGGCUCUCAAGAGAAGACAGGCUAUGUGCACACUGCCCACAAAAUGAGGUGGAAACUGAGCUGCACUUCCUAACCUCCUGCCAAAUGUAUGACCAUAUUAGAGACACAUAUUUCCCUCAGAUUACACAGACCCACAAAGAAUUAGAAAACAAAUCCAAUUUUGAUAAACUCCCAUAUCUAUUGGGUGAAAUACCACAGUGUGCAAUCACAGCAGCAAGAUGUGUGACCUGUUGCCACAAGAAAAUGGCGACCAGUGAAGAACAAACACCAUUGUAAAUACAACCCAUAUUUAUGUUUAUUUAUUUUCAGUUUUGUACUUUAACUAUUUGCACAUCGUUACAACACUGUAUAUAACCAUAAUAUGACAUUUGAAAUGUCUUUAUUCUUUUGGAACUUUUGUGAGUGUAAUGUUUACUGUUCAUUUUUUAUUGUUUAUUUCACUUUUGUUUAUUAUCUAUUUCACUUGCUUUGGCAAUGUAAACAUAUGUUUCCCAUGUCAAUAAAGCCCCUUGAAUUGAGAGAGAAAGAGAGAGAGAGAGAGAGAGAGAGAGAGAGAGAGAGAGAGAGAGAGAGAGAGAGAGAGAGAGAGAGAGAGAGAGAGAGAGAGAGAGAGAGAGAUACAUACAAACAGAUGGAUUCAGAGAGGGAACGAAAACAGACAGAUGGACAGAACAGAAGACAGAAAGAGCGACAUUUGGGGACCACUGUCCACAGUCAUGUGCUCUCACCCCCUAACAAUCCCUUGUGGCCUGCUUGGUCCAAUGAGUUAAUUAGCUGAACGCAUCAGUACACAUUCUGGUCCCCUCUGUCCCCUUCACACCUGGUGCCAUUCAAUUCACACUCACUGAACACCACAUUGGGCUUGAUUGAAUCGCUGAUUUCACAAUCUCUUGUUUAGGUAGAAUAUACAUUAUGCUAAUUAGGGGUGCAUUUUCUGAGUCAGUGGUGGCUUGGACACAAUAUGUCAAACAACAAAGCAUAAGUUCAACUAUAAACCCUCUUUUAGAGAAAAUAUCAUAGAGAACUAAAGCCAAUCAUUAGGCUAGGCUCAAUGCAAAAUCCAUAGAUAUUUUAUGACUUUUUAUUUCUCUCUAUAUACACAUAUCUCCUGCAGCUGCACACAGAUAUGGACAGAGGGGAUGGGCGUACCAAGUACAUCUUAGAAGGAGAGGGGGUGGGGUCUGUGUUUGUCAUCGACGGGAACACGGGCAACAUCCACGUCACCAAGUCCCUGGACCGAGAAGAGAAGGACCAGUACCGCCUCAUUGCCACGGCAACCGACCGCCAGACGGGCCACGCCCUCGAACCCUCGUCCAUGUUCAUCAUCAGAGUGCAGGACAUCAAUGACAACCCACCUGUCUUCCAGAACGAGCAAUACAUCACAACCGUGCCCGAGAUGGCCAAUAUAGGUAUUACAUGUGACUGACAGGGCUCCGGUCUUGAUCUGUGAUUUACAUUACAGUCUAGACAAGCUGCCUCAAGGGCUUAUUAGUCAUUCCUGAAGUCUCACCACUUCAUCUCUCUCUAACAGGUACAUCCAUAAUCCAGGUGACAGCUACGGAUGCAGACGACCCUACGUAUGGUAACAGUGCCAGGCUGGUGUAUGCUGUGACCCAGGGCCAGCAGUAUUUCUCUGUGGAUCCUCAGACAGGUCUGGUUGGCCUACAAUACAGACUCCUAUCAAGCUACAUGUUAACCAUAUGGUAGCCAUGCUGAUGAACAGACACUACAGUAUGCCCCUUUCAUCUGUAAAGAUAUCAUAUGGUGUAAUUCUGUGGUCUGUAUAUACAGCCAUAGACAGUCCACAUGUAUUCUAUGUACUGGACAUAGAGCUGGGGACGGCAACAGGCGGCCCGCGGUCCAAAAUCUGUUAUAAUAAAAAAAGAGAUGAAAAUAUUGUUAUUUUCAAAUCCAAUCAAUUUUUGGGCUUCGUUGUGGUCAAUUUGCAGUGUACAAAUUAUUAUAAUGAUGUUCUGCCCACCCCCGAACAUCUGCUCUGACAAAAAUGGCCCACGGUUUAAUCUUGUCGCCUACCCCUGACAUAAAGGCUUGUGACAUAGCUGUAUGUGACAUUAAAGCAGGUGACUCAUCCUACUGCAGCAUUUAGGUCUGCUUGUCCCUUCAGCUGUGAUCUUUGUCAAUGUAAUGCAUCAUGUGCUUAUUUACUGUCCUCUUAUCGUCCUCUCUGGCAGGUGUCCUGCGUACUGCUGUACCUGACAUGGACAGAGAGAGUCAGGAUACCUAUCUGGUUGUCCUUGAGGCCAAAGACAUGGGGGGUCACCUGGGGGGGAUGUCAGGGACGACCACAGUUACUGUGAGGCUGAGUGAUGUCAACGACAACCCCCCUCACUUCAGAAAGAGUGAGCAACAUUACAGUUACUGUUUUGUUAUUGGCAAAUGUCAUGCUAUUACAGUUAUAGCUUUCAACUUCUAGAACUCCAGCUGAAACAUUGUUAGAAAAUAUUUCUGUGUUCUCUCUCUCUCUCUGUGUGUGUGGGUGUUUCUGUUUGUGUCUGUGCGUGCGUGUGCGUGAUUUGGUGUGUGUGUGAUUUUGCGUGCGUGUGUAUGUGUGUGCGUGUGAUUUUGUGUGUGUGUGAUUAGAGUGAUGAAAUGCCUUGCAAUGUGGCACUUGUGAUGGUGCACCGAUCUCUCGCUGCUACUAAGAGCAACUUUAGGGUCUUCUCUGCCAGGGUUGUGUCACACAGCAGCUAUGAGAAGAGACUACUAUGCUAAUAGUUUAUUUUGAAGCCAUUUUAUGGAGUGUUCCUUGAUGUGUGCAUAUGGCUGUUGUUUCCUCAUUGCAAACUAAUGAAUAAAAUCCAUGAAUGAGCUGCUUUUCUCUUCUUCUUCCCUCCUCCUCACCAUCAUCUUCAUCACCAAUCUGAAUUAAUAACAUAUUUUGAGAUUUCUCUGUUAGGUUUUCUCAACACUAAGCUCUUCAUGAAAAACAGUGAGGGAUCAUGGUCAGUCUUUUCUUAUCCAAGCGCUUCUACAUUCUAUUCUAUUACUGUUUCAUCUGACACUCAGUCGUUUCUGCUCCAAUAGACAAUAAAAUCACUGCAGAAUAUAACGUUCUGAGACAUACAAUGCAUUCCUCUAUACUGUAUGUCCCCUCUCUCUGCGUCUCACUCCCCCCCCUCAAGCAAUUUCAUAAUUAAAAAAUGCACAGGUUAUUAGGCACUAUAGCUGUUCUCCUACUGUAGCUCCCUGUGGUCGGUCAUGAUUCUCUAUCUGACACUAAUGCAGAGAGUGAGUCUAAACAAACAUAUUUAUUUCAUCUGUGGAGAUAGAGAUGUGUGUGUUGAAUUUGCAAAGCUUUGAAUUAAGAGUGGCCGGGAUCAUUAGAUUAAGGUGUGUCAUUAGAUUAAGGUGUGUCCUUUCUAUACUGUUCAGAGGGAGACCAUGGUAUGAAUACUACAGUUAGUCACUUACUGUGUAGAAUCAAAGAGAGACACAGACUGAAACUCAUCGCUGAGAGCCAGACAACUGCCAAACCCUGCUGUCACAGACUACUGCACUUUGGCUGCCUUUUCCUUGGCUACAGGACACUCAGAGAGACGUUUGUCUUUUGGUUUUCAUCAUUACUGUAAACAUUUUCCCUGAGGACUACUGGAAUGACUACUCUAUCAUUGUAGGAUCCAAAUGGUAUGUCUAUGCCCUGUCACUCAUCUGUGUGGUCCUCUCUCUCUCUCUCUCUCUCUCUCUCUCUCUCUCUCCUCCUCUCUCUCUCGUCUCCCUUCCUCUCUCCUCUCUCUCCUCUCUCCUCUCUCUCUCUUCUCUCUCUCCUCUCUCAUCCUCUCUCCUCUCUCUCCUCUCUCUCCUCUCUCCUCUCUCGUCGCUCUCUCUCUCUCUCUCCUCUCUCUCUCUCUCUCUCUCUCUCUCUCUCUCUCUCUGUAGGUGCCUGGUCGUUCUCUAUUUCUGAGCUGGCAGCACCAGGGGUAGAGGUGGGUCGCCUCUCGGCAACAGAUGCUGAUCUGGGAGAGAACGCCAUGCUGGAAUAUACCAUCCUGGAUGGAGAAGAGGGGGACACAUUUAACAUCACCGGAAGAGACCAAGAGGCUGUCAUUGUGUUAAACAAGGUGAGCAAUAAAUAAGAGAGACCAGAUAUAUAGCUCUUAAUCAAGUCAAAAAACAUCCACAAUGUGUAAAAUGAGAGUCUAAACUAUGCAUAGCUCCUCCAAGGCACUCUAACCAGGAAGUUAAUUCAGUGAAAAACAUAGAAAACCACAGGACAGUGUUGCCUGCAGAGACUCAAUCAGGUCUGAUAGUUUUGAAUAAAUAAAUAUUUGGUCUGGAAACAGUAAUUUAACAGUUUUUCCUCAAUCAUUUUUCCUGGCAAUCCUGUUGUGUGUGUCACGCCCUGGCUCUGGGGACACUGUUAUGUUGAGCCAGGGUGUGUAGUUCUAUGUUUGUAUUUCUAUGUUGGCCUGAGUGACUCCCAAUCAGAGGCAACGAGUGUCAGCUGGUGCUGGUUGUCUCUGAUUGGGAGCCAUAUUUAAACUGUGUCUUUCCCUUUGUGGUUGUGGGUUUUUGUUCGUAUUUGGUUUGUGUAAAACCGUAGAUAUCACGUUAUCGUUUUGUUGUUUUGAUCGUGUGAUCAUUCUAAUAAUAAAAUAUGUUCACCUUCAACGCUGCGCCUUGGUCCUCCUCCUUAGACGAUCGUGACAGAAAAACCCACCAGAACUGGACCAAGCAGCCUAGUGAGGAGCAGAAAGGGUGGACUUGGGAGCAAUGGAGGAAGAGCUUCGACUGGGUCAAGCCUAUUGAGCUGAAUAGCGGGAGUUGGAGGCAGAAGAGCGAGAGUUGGGCGAGGACUAUAGAGGCCUGGCCCACGGGGAGGAGAGACCCCCAGAAAAUUUUUAGGGGGGCUCACGACGUCGGGGCAGCAGGAGGCCGCGAUAGAGCGGUCCAGCGGGUUGGCAGAGGAGGCCGCCAGGUUACGGGAGUCACUGGUCACCAGGGGGAAGGAGGAUGUAGAGGCACGGCGAGAGGUACUGGCGUGUGUUGCCAGUCCGGCCUGUUCCUGAUCCCCACGUAGGGCCAGUGGUGUGUGUUCCCAGUACGGUCCGGCCUGUUCCUGCCACUAGUCAGUGGUGCGUUUCGUCAGCCCGGCGCGGCCCGUUCCUGCUCCCCGCACCAAGUCAGUGGUGCGUUUCGUCAGCCCGGCGCGGCCCGUUCCUGCUCCCCGCACCAAGUCAGUGGUGCGCUUCGUCAGCCCAGCUCGGCCCGUUCCUGCUCCCCGCACCAAGUCAGUGGUGCGCUUCGUCAGCCCGGUCCGGCCCGCUCCUGCUCCCCGCACCAAGUCAGUGGUGCGUUUCGUCAGCCCGGCGCGGCCCGUUCCUGCUCCCCGCACCAAGUCAGUGGUGCGCUUCGUCAGCCCGGUCCGGCCCGCUCCUGCUCCCCGCACCAAGUCAGUGGUGCAUUUCGUCAGCCCGGCGCGGCCCGCGCCUGUUCUCCACACCAAGCCAGUGGUGGGCGUCGUCAGUCCGGCACGGCCCGUGCCUGUUCCACUGGUGCCUGGUUCGGCACUGGUCAGAUGUUUUACGCCGGAGCUAGAGCAAUCCGCUCCAUCAGUGUGCAGUCCAGCUCCGGCCAGCGGGGCCAGACCGGACCAGGGGUACUUUGGGGGGUUGGAGAGGGAGUGGGGAUCAGGCCCGGAGCCGGAUCCGCCGCCAAGGCGGAGUGCCCACCCGGUCCCUCCCCUGUGGUAUUUAGUUGGCGCGGUCGGAGUCCGCGCCUUUAGGGGGGGGUACUGUCACGCCCUGGCUCUGGGGACACUGUUAUGUUGAGCCAGGGUGUGUAGUUCUAUGUUUGUAUUUCUAUGUUGGCCUGAGUGACUCCCAAUCAGAGGCAACGAGGGGUCAGCUGGUGCUGGUUGUCUCUGAUUGGGAGCCAUAUUUAAACUGUGUCUUUCCCUUUGGUGGUUGUGGGUUUUUUGUUCGUAUUUGGUUUGUGUAAAACCGUAGACAUCACGUUAUCGUUUUGAUCGUGUGAUCAUUCUAAUAAUAAAAUAUGUUCACCUUCAACGCUGCGCCUUGGUCCUCCUCCUUAGACGAUCGUGACAGUGUGAUUGCAGGAAUGUCACAAAAUGAAUGAACUCAAACAAAACAUUAUCUCACCUUGGUUUGCUUGGAAAUGGACAAUAGACAAAAAAGGGAUCCAAAUCCCCUGGAAUUUAUGCACAACUAUUUGAAAAAUGUAAGAUUCCGACUAGCAGUUGAAUUGAAAUCAUCAACCAGAAAAUAGGUUGUGAGCCUGUGUUUUCCUCAGUGUGGUGUCAAGUACAUGGGGCAUCGCAAGCUCCAUUUAACAAAUUGUGUGAGACGAGGGUGAGAGUAUGAGAUAGAAUGUGGGAAUGAUGAAUCAACGUGGGAGUAAAUUAAUUAUGGAACAAGGGUAGGAAAAGGGGCAUGAUGAAAAGAAGAAGAAAGAGAGAUUGUUCGAGUUAGGGAGAUAGAGAGGAAGCAGAGAGAGAGGGAAAUAAUAGACAAGAGUGGUUAUAGGAAAGGACAUAAGUAAAAUAUAAUUGGUUGUACUGUAUUUCUCUCCUCAGUUGCUGGACUAUGAGAGGUGCAGUUCGUACUCGUUCUCAGUGGAAGUUGUGAACCCUGUAGUGGAUGCACGGUUCCUACGGAAGGGUCCCUUUAAGGACCGUGCGACUGUACAGGUCAUGGUCCUCAAUGCAGACGAGCCCCCCCGCUUCUCCCGGUCACGUUACCGUCUAGAUGUGCCUGAGAACUGUCCCCCUGUCUGCAGCGUGGGUCAAGUGUCUGCUGUGGACCCAGACACAGGACAAAGCUCCAACAUCAGGUAGCCUACACUCAGUCAGUCCGUCCAUCAGUCAUUCUGUCCUUCACUCACUCAGUCACUCACUCAAUCACUCACUCACUCACUCACUCACUCACUCAUAUUUUAUUUUCUCAAACUAUUCUUUCUCUCUCCCCUCACUUCCUCUCCCCCCUGUCACUUUCUCUCAGGUACUCCAUUGAUCCCCAGUCUGACCCUGAGGCUCUGUUCCGUAUUGCUUCUGACAGCGGCCUUAUCACCGCUGUGAUGGAGUUGGACCGAGAGCGCGAGCAGUGGCAUAAUAUCACUGUCAUCGCCACACAGAGAGGUAUGAGGCUCCCUCUCUCCUCUCAGCUUCAGCCACCCCCAGGCAAUACAAGCACUCUGGCUUAGUACAGUCAUGUUUUUCCCCAUAUCACUCAUUGUAGCCCUGGGGUGAGAGCUGUGAAAAGCUGUAAUGAAGUUGAAGUUAAACUCACCAGGCACUCCUUUCCUGUUCCAGACAAUCCCAACCUUGUGACCAGAGUUGUGGUUGCCAUAGAGACACUGGACCAGAAUGAUAAUGCACCAGAGUUGGAUAGGCAGUACACAACGUCUGUGUGUGACUCCAGUACCCCUGGACAGGUCAGUGCUGCUGAUAACAUUUACCUACAGUAUGUAACUCUGACACUGCACUUUAUCAGUCUAUCUAUCUAUAGCCCUGCGUUCUGAUAACCAUAAUGCAAAUUUUUUACUGCAACCUUUGCAGGACAAUUCUCUUUAGAUGUCUUUGAAGAUUUCCUAUUCCUUUUAUCAUGUCUCAUUUUAUGAAAUUGAAACAGACUCAAGAUCAACUGAUGUUUAUUUUUUUAUUUGUUUUAUUUCACCUUUAUUUAACCAGGUAAGCCAGUUGAGAACAAGUUCUCAUUUACAACUGCGACCUGGCCAAGAUAAAGCAAAGCAGUGCGAUAAAAACAACAACACAGAGUUACAUAUGGGGUAAAAACAGUAAAACAAAGUAAAAAAUACAACAGAAUAAAUAACAAUAUAGGGAUGAGGUAGUUGGGCGGGCUAAUUUCAGAUGGGCUGUGUACAGGUGCAGUGAUCGGUAAGGUGCUCUGACAACUGAUGCUUAAAGUUAGUGAGGGAGAUAAGUGUCUCCAGCUUCAGAGAUUUUAGCAAUUUGUUCCAGUCAUUGGCAGCAGAGAACUGGAAGGAAUGGCGGCCAAAGGAGGUGUUGGCUUUGGGGAUGACCAGUGAGAUAUACCUGCUGGAGCGCAUACUACGGGUGGGUGUUGCUAUGGUGACCAAUGAGCUAAGAUAAGGCGGGGAUUUGCCUAGCAGUGAUUUAUAGAUGGCCUGGAGCCAGUGGGUUUGGCGACGAAUAUGUAGUGAGGACCAGCCAACAAGAGCGUACAGGUCACAGUGGUGGGUAGUAUAUGGGGCUUUGGAGACAAAACGGAUGGCACUGUGAUAGACUACAUCCAAUUUGCUGAGUAGAGUGUUGGAGGCUAUUUUGUAAAUGACAUCGCCGAAGUCAAGGAUCGGUAGGAUAGUCAGUUUUACGAGGGCAUGUUUGGCAGCAUGAGUGAAGGAGGCUUUGUUGCGAAAUAGGAAACCGAUUCUAGAUUUAACUUUGGAUUGGAGAUUCUUAAUGUGAGUCUGGAAGGAGAGUUUACAGUCUAACCAGACACCUAGGUAUUUGUAGUUGUCCACAUACUCUAGGUCAGACCCGUCGAGAGUAGUGAUUCUAGUCGGGUGGGCGGGUGCAAGCAGCGUUCGGUUGAAGAGCAUGCAUUUAGUUUUACUAGUGUUUAAGAGCAGUUGGAGGCUACUGAAGGAGUGUUGUAUGGCAUUGAAGCUCGUUUGGAGGUUUGUUAACACAGUGUCCAAUGAAGGGCCAGAUGUAUACAAAAUGGUGUCGUCUGCGUAGAGGUGGAUUUGAGAGUCACCAGCAGCAAGAGCGACGUCAUUGAUAUACACAGAGAAAAGAGUCGGCCCAAGAAUUGAACCCUGUGGCACCCCCAUAGAGGCUGCCAUAGGUCCAGACAACAGGCCCUCCGAUUUGACACAUUGAACUCUAUCAGAGAAGUAGUUGGUGAACCAGGCGAGGCAGUCAUUUGAGAAACCAAGGCUAUUUAGUCUGCCAAUAAGAAUGCGGUGGUUGACAGAGUCGAAAGCCUUGGCCAGGUCAAUGAAAACGGCUGCACAGUACUGUCUAUUAUCGAUCGCGGUUAUAAUAUCGUUUAGGACCUUGAGCGUGGCUGAAGUGCACCCAUGACCAGCUCGGAAACCGGAUUGCAUAGCGGAGAAGGUACGGUGGGAUUCGAAAUGGUCGGUGAUCUGUUUGUUAACUUGGCUUUCAAAAACUUUUGAAAGGCAGGGCAGGAUGGAUAUGGGUCUGUAACAGUUUGGAUCUAGAGUGUCACCCCCUUUGAAGAGGGGGAUGACCGCGGCAGCUUUCCAAUCUCUGGGGAUCUCAGACGUUACGAAAGAGAGGUUGAACAGGCUAGUAAUAGGGGUUGCGACAAUUUCGGCGGCUAGUUUUUAGAAAGAAAGGGUCCAGAUUGUCUAGCCCAGAUGAUUUGUAGGGGUCCAGAUUUUGCAGCUCUUUCAGAACAUCAGCUGUCUGGAUUUGUGUGAAGGAGAAGCGGGGGGGGGGGGGGGGGGGCAUGGGCAAGUUGCAGCGGAGGGUGCAGAGCUGGUGGCCGGGGUAGUGGGAGCCAGGUGGAAAGCAUGGCCAGACGUAGCAAAAUGCUUGUUGAAAUUCUCGAUUAUUGUAGAUUUAUCGGUGGUGAUAGUGUUUCCUAGCCUCAGUGCAGUGGGCAGCUGGGAGGAAGUGCUCUUAUUUUCCAUGGACUUUACAGUGUCCCAAAACUUUUUGGAGUUAGUGCUACAGGAUACACAUUUCUGUUUGAAAAAGUUAGCCUUUGCUUUCCUAACUGCUUGUGUAUACUGGUUCCUAACUUCCCUGAAAAGUUGCAUAUCGCGGGGGCUAUUUGAUGCUAAUGUAGUACGCCACAGGAUGUUUUUGUGCUGGUCAAGGGCAGUCAAGUCUGAGGAGAACCAGGGGCUAUAUCUGUUCUUAGUUCUGUAUUUUUUGAAUGGGGCAUGUUUAAUUAAGAAAAUUAAGGAAAUUACUUUUAAAGAACAACCAGGCAUCCUCUACUGACGGAAUGAGAUCUAUAUCCAUCCAGGAUACCUGGGCCAGGUCAAUUAGGAAGGCCUGCUCGCUGAAGUGUUUUUGGGAGCGUUUGACAGUGAUGAGGGGUGGUCGUUUGACCGCGGACCCGUUACGGACGCAGGCAAUAAGGCAGUGAUCGCUGAGAUCCUGGUUGAAGACAGCGGAGGUGUAUUUAGAGGGUAAGUUAGUCAGGAUGAUAUCUAUGAGGGUACCCAUGUUUACGGAUUUAGGGUUGUACCUGGUAGGUUCGUUGAUAAUUUGUGUGAGAUUGAGGGCAUCUAGUUUAGAUUGUAGGAUGGCCGGGGUGUUAAGCAUAUCCCAAUUUAGGUCACCAAGCAGUACGAACUCUGAGGAUAGAUGGGGGGCAAUCAAUUCACAUAUGGUGUCCAGGGCACAGCUGGGGGCUGAGGGGGGUCUGUAGCAAGCGGCAACAGUGAGAGAUUUAUUUCUGGAAAGGUGGAUUUUUAGAAGUAGAAGCUCAAAUUGUUUGGGCACAGACCUGGAUAGUAUGAUAGAGCUCUGCAGGCUAUCUCUACAGUAGAUUGCAACUCCACCCCCUUUGGCAGUUCUAUCUAGACGGAAAAUGUUAUAGUUGGGGAUGGAAAUUUCAGAAUUUUUGGUGGCCGUCCUAAGCCAGGAUUCAGACACUGCUAGAACAUCAGGGUUGGCGGAGUGUGCUAACGCAGUAAAUAACUCAAACUUAGGAAGGAGGCUUCUGAUAUUUACGUGCAGAAAACUAAGGCUUUUACGGUUACAGAAGUCAACAAAUGAUAGCUCCUGGGGAGUAGGAGUGAUACUGGGGGCUGCAGGGCCUGGGUUAGCCUCUACAUCACCAGAGGAACAGAGGAGGACUAGAAUAAGGAUACGACUAAAGGCUUUAAGAACUGGUCUUCUAGUGCGUUGGGCACAUAGAAUAAAGGGGGCAGUUCUCCGGGCGUUGUAGAAAAGAUUCAGGGCAUUAUGUACAGAAAAGGAUAUGGAAGGAUAUGAGUACAGUUGAGGUAAACCUAAGCGUUGGGUAACAAUGAAAGAGAUAGCAUCACUGGAGGCACCGAUUGAGCCAGUCUCGGCGUGUAUGGGGGGUGGAACAAAGGAACUAUUUGAGGCAGUUUGAGAGGGACUAGGGGUUCUACAGUGAAAUUGUAUAAUAAGAACUAACCCAAACAGCAAAAGGCAAGGCAUAUUGACAAGGGAGAGAGGCAUAAAGCAAUCAAAUCAAAUCAAAUCAAAUGUUAUUGGUCACAUGCGCCGAAUACAACAGGUGCAGACAUUACAGUGAAAUGCUUACUUACAGCCCUUAACCAACAGUGCAUUUAUUUUAAACAAAAAAAGUAAGAAUAAAACAACAACAAAAAAAGUGUUGAGAAAAAAAGAGCAGAAGUAAAAUAAAGUGACAGUAGGGAGGCUAUAUAUACAGGGGGGUACCGUUGCAGAGUCAAUGUGCGGGGGCACCGGCUAGUUGAGGUAGUUGAGGUAAUAUGUACAUGUGGGUAGAGUUAAAGUGACUGAAUAAAUACUUAACAGAGUAGCAGCAGCGUAAAAAGGAUGGGGUGGGGGGGCAGUGCAAAUAGUCCGGGUAGCCAUGAUUAGCUGUUCAGGAGUCUUAUGGCUUGGGGGUAGAAGCUGUUGAGAAGUCUUUUGGACCUAGACUUGGCACUCCGGUACCGCUUGCCGUGCGGUAGCAGAGAGAACAGUCUAUGACUAGGGUGGCUGGAGUCUUUGACAAUUUUGAGGGCCUUCCUCUGACACCGCCUGGUAUAGAGGUCCUGGAUGGCAGGAAGCUUUGCCCCAGUGAUGUACUGGGCCGUACGCACUACCCUCUGUAGUGCCUUGCGGUCAGAGGCCAAGCAGUUGCCAUACCAGGCGGUGAUGCAACCAGUCAGGAUGCUCUCGAUGGUGCAGCUGUAGAAUUUUUUGAGGAUCUGAGGACCCAUGCCAAAUCUUUUUAGUCUCCUGAGGGGGAAUAGGCUUUGUCGUGCCCUCUUCACGACUGUCUUGGUGUGUUUGGACCAUGAUAGUUCGUUGGUGAUGUGGACACCAAGGAACUUGAAGCUCUCAACCUGUUCCACUACAGCCCCGUCGAUGAGAAUGGGGGCGUGCUCAGUCCUCUUUUUUUUCCAAUCACAGGUGUUAUUAGAGAGAGCUAAGACAACAACUGGUAAUAGCGAUAAAGUUUGGGCUGAGGCUAAACAGAAUAAACAGGACAGGGUACCGUGUAAAGGAACAGUCCAGCAGGCAUCAGCUGUGCAGCUGAGUGAUCAUAAGGUCCAGUGAACAGCAAUAUGUGAGUCCGAGAGCAGUUCAAAUUGGUGCUUCAGCACAGCUAGCAGGGAGCACAGUUGUAGUUUGCGUGUGCUAGCGGGCCGGAGCUAGCAGAUGGAUCUUCGUGGUCGCCGCAACGGGAAGCCUGUUGAAACCACAUCAGACGAUUUCGUCGGCAAACCAGUCGUGUUGGAUCGGCGGGGCUCAGUGUCAACACUAGGAGGUCCCGUCCGGUUGACAGAGAGAUAGAGAGCCGGGAGAUGGGCCUGAGGCUAGCUCAAGGCUAACUGGUGCUUGCUAUAGGGCAAUGGUAAUUAGCCAACAACAGGUUGCAGCUAGCUAGCUGGUUGCGAUGAUCCGGCGCUAGGGUCCAGUGAUUCCGGCAGAAAGUCUGAUAAGCUCUGGGUCGAUAGCACGCUGUGCAGACUGGCCGACAAAUUGUCCAGGCUAGAGCUAGAGCUGGCUGGUGGAUAGUGUAGGCCACGGACAAUGGUGAAGACGCUAACGGUGACUAAUAGCAAGUAGCCAUUCAGUUGCAGCUACACUAGUUUCAGCUUAAGAUCACUGUGUCCUGUUUCUCCAGCCUGCCAUUGGUUUAGUUAUUUUUCUCUAAUGCCAUUGGCUGACUUCUUUUUGUUCUGUGAUUGUGAAGUCCAAUAGAAGUCCUCCUCUCUCUGCUCUGUCUCCCAGGUUGUUCAGGUAGUGCGGGCGGUUGAUAGGGACCAGGGAGGACAGGACGCCACCGUCCACUUCAGCAUCCCUCCGGAGUCCAGCUCUGCUCUAAACCUCACAAUCAGGGAGAGUGGAGGUGCCCUCUAGCAAUGUUCAAUCCUCUGUGUCAAACUGUCACCCUCCUCAACCCUCUUCUUAAUGCAUGUCAAAUCAGAAAGUCUGCAACUUGUUUUGACAUGCUUAAUGACAGUGUGCCUGCAUCUUAUAGUAACGAUAUUAUAAGCCUGUCGAACUUCUAAUAUUCAUUUUAGGACUUACAUAGUGUAAGUGGAGAAUGGCAUUCAUGUACCAUUGACCUGACGACUGGCUUGUGUUUCUGGUGUUACUGUCUUAUUUAACCCCAGGUGCCACAGCGAGCCUGGUGCUCCAGUCGGCCCUGCAGCCCCUCCCUGGCUACUCCUCCUCCCUCCUCACCCUGUACGUGCCCAUCGUGCUGCGGGACGGGGCGUCCGGCCUCAGUAACACUGGGACGGUCACGGUGACAGUGUGUCCAUGUCUGAGAGGAGGCAUGCAGGCUGAGGAGAGGGGCAGGCAAAGGGACAGGGGCUGGGAGAGACAGACGGUAUGUCUGCCGCUGCCCUCCACCUCUCCAUCACUCUUCUUCAGUAUGGUCACCUUGCUGGCUCUGCUGGCCUGUGUCACCACCCUGCUGGGUAAGACUCUCUGUGUAGUAGCACUACUGUCUAAUCAAUGUAUAGUACAUGCCUGUUUGUACUGUUUUCGCUAUACUGUAUGUCUGUCUGUCUAUUUGUUGUCUGUCCGUCGAUCUGUCUGUCUGAAGAUCUGUAUCCCAUGAAAUGGACUGCAGUGUCAGUGUGUGGUAUUUACGAUGAUGUGCCUCUCUCUCUCUCUCUCUCCUCUCCUCCCUCCCUCCCUCCCUCCUCUCCCUCCCUCCCUCCCUCCCUCCCCCCUAGUGGUGUGUGCUCUGUCUCUGUCUCUGCGGCAUCAGAAGCGAGACUCCCACUCCCCAUUUGAGGAGGAUGAUGUGAGGGAGAACAUCAUUACCUACGACGACGAAGGGGGAGGGGAGGCAGACACUGCUGCCUUUGACAUCACCGCGCUCCAGAGCAUGCACAGAGUACAACGCAUGCAGGACAGCAGGAACAUGUGAGCUGUGACGUUGGUUUGUGUAGUGUGUGUGAGGGCAUGUGUUUGCAUGCGCAUGUGUCUGUGUGUGUGUGUGUUCCUCUGCCUUAUGCUCAUCUCUUCGCCCAGAUGGUACACCCAGCAGAAUCAGGCCAGGGCCAGGACGUACAGCUGGAGCCGGACCCCACACUCUGCUUUGGACCCCCGGCGUCCAGGCUCAGUCCCUGUGUACGGACGCCUCUGCUACAGCAUCCACACCCUGCCUGUUCUCAGAGACUGUCCCGAGGGGCCCACUCCAUUCCAGUCGGGUCUGCAGCUGGCCAAACUGAUGGAAACCUAUGGGCUUCCUGGCAAUCAGAUGGGUAAUGAUAAUAAUUCCUUAGUCAUCCAGAACCAGGGCACAUUUGAUCUGCUAGAGCCUGGAGCGGUUAAUCUCAACCCUGCUGAGCCACAGUGCCCCAGCAGAGACGGACCAGAGAGCAUGGCGGCUGACAGCAGACCCACAGAGAGAGAGGGAGGCAGGGAGACCAACAAUGACACCCAGCAACAGCAGCUGCAUCUGGACCAGGGACCAAUCAGGGUCAGAUAUGAACUUUCAUAUAUAAUGGGUGUAAUAAUGUUGUUGUUAUCCACCUCAGAGAUUUUGGUAAAUCUCGGACUAUUUUUCCUUUUAAAGUAUUUAUUAUUCCUCAUAAAAUCAUUGUGUAUUUCCUCCCCAGACACAGCCUGAGUCUGUACUGACAGAUGAAGCACUGGUUCUGACCUACUCUGUCCCAAAUGGCUCAUGCUCCCAGAGUCACAGCAGCAGCAUCUCAUCCUCAGAGCAGCAGGAGAACAAGCCAGAGUCCUCUCCCUCACAGACCACCACCAACACCACCACUGGAGCUUCCAGCUCUGCAGUAGAUGACACAGACACAGAUUCCUCUACUCUCCCCAGCUCAGAGAAGAAUGAAGACACUGUUGGUGUUAGCCAAAUAAAUACCAAUCACACCCACACUAACACACUGGGGGACUCAACAUACAGCAUUGUGGGUUCACUAAACCAGGGCAGUGGAGGGAUACCUGUGACCGGGACUACUUUGUAUCCAGGCAGUGCAGAAUUCCUGAACAUGUAUGCGCUCGGUAGGAGCCUCUCUGGAGGCAUGCUGGGAUACGGCAGGGGGUGGGGCUGUGCCCGGGGACUGGUGUCUAACAGGGCAGGGGCAAGGGGUGGGGCUAACUGUAACCCUUCCCUGCCUUUGAGGAUGGAGGAGUUGCUGAAGCACCGUCUGAACCAGGUGACUGACCUACCCCAGCCACCCUAUGACUCACUGCAGACCUAUGAGUUUGAGGGGGGGGACUCCCGGGCGGGGUCGCUGAGCUCACUGGAAAGCGAGGGAGAGAGGGAGGAGGAGAGAGAGAGGGAAGCGGUAGACGAGUUGGACCAGAAAUUCCAUAGGCUAGUGAAGAUAAUCGAAGAGAGAGAACAAGAAAAGGAGUGUGAGAGAAGUUCAGUGGAGGAGACGACACCGGCAGAAGAUAGAAGCCAGUGUUUGGAUGUCAAUGAGACGAGCAAAACAGAGAGCGUGGAUGAAGAGAAAAAGGUCUCA
Coregonus sp. 'balchen' is the source of this 21791-nucleotide messenger RNA. The record is from the annotation of a GenBank genome assembly. NCBI's taxonomy places the organism in Eukaryota, Metazoa, Chordata, Actinopteri, Salmoniformes, Salmonidae.